GAGAGAGGGGGAGAGAGAGAGAAGGAAGAGGAGAGGGGAUCCAAAUAAGACGAGAGCAGGAAAGGAAAGGAAACAAGAGUGCAGCGACGAGGGGGGAAAAAAGGCUGAUUCAGGAAGAGAAAAGUCGGAUGCAACAUCUAGAGCAGGACGCACAGCGAGUUGGAGCAGAUUUACGCACAGCCCUGCAACUCCACACACCAACUGUCCUGCUUCCUGCUCCAGGCAAAGUCAGAGAGUGUGGUUUAAAAUUCACAGAAACGUGGGAGGAAUGGUCAGUCUGGUCAAAUAACACCGGUGGUCUCAGUCAAACCCUGCACAUCUGCGGGAAAACUCCUUUGGUGCCGUGCAUUAGUCGAUCACCCAUUUGCGUACAGAACUAUCGCAUCAUGUUUUGACAAGUAGCGAGGUGGAGGUUGCGCAAGUAAUAGGUUAGACGUUUGUUUUGUACUUUUUUUUUUAAUUUGGGAAAAACAAGUGAUGGCACCAAAGCUGAAACCGUUUGUCCGACUGCUGCUGCUGGCGCUGGUGUGGGAGCUGAGCGCACUGGGAGCCACAGAGAGACAGAUCAAUCCUGAGUCAUGGCUGCAGCAGUACGGAUACUUACCCCCAGGUGACCUCAGGACUCAUGCCCUCCGUUCUCCUCAAUCCAUCACUUCAGCCGUCGCUGCCAUGCAGAGGUUCUACGGCCUCACCAUCACCGGCACCUUCGAUGACAACACUGUGGAGGCCAUGAAGAGACCGCGCUGCGGGGUACCUGAUAAGUUUGGUGCCGAGUUGAAGACCAACCUGAGGAGGAAGCGGUACGCCAUCCAGGGUCUGAAGUGGAACAAGAAAGAAAUUACUUUCUCCAUACAGAACUACACCCCCAAGGUGGGCGAGUACGAAACCCACAAUGCCAUCAGGAAGGCCUUCAAGGUGUGGGAGAGCGUCACCCCGCUACGUUUCCAGGAAAUUCCCUACAGCUACAUACGGGACAAAGUGGAGGAGUUUGCCGACAUCAUGAUCUACUUCGCGGAGGGAUUCCAUGGUGACAGCAGCCCCUUCGAUGGGGAGGGGGGAUUCCUGGCUCACGCCUAUUUCCCUGGUAAUGGAAUUGGAGGAGACACACACUUUGACGCAGCUGAGCCAUGGACAGUUGGAAACCAGGAUUUGACAGGCAACGAUAUAUUCCUCGUUGCCGUGCAUGAGCUGGGCCAUGCUCUGGGUUUGGAACACUCCAACGACCCCUCAGCCAUCAUGGCUCCUUUCUACCAGUGGAUGGACACCGAAAACUUCCAACUGCCCGACGACGAUCGCAGAGGCAUACAGCAACUCUAUGGCUCUGGAUCGGGCCCCCAGCCUCCUCCUGUGACCCCACACACGCCUUACCACACCCCGCAGCCCACAUACUCACCGGAAAAGCCACGCUUUGGCCCCAACAUCUGUGACGGGCACUUUGAUACAAUUGCAAUUCUCAGAGGAGAAAUGUUUGUAUUUAAGGAUAAGUGGUUCUGGAGAGUGCGUAACAACCAUGUGCUGGAUGGAUACCCCAUGCCGAUUGGCCACUUCUGGAGGGGACUGCCCACCCAUGUUAACGCUGCUUUUGAAAGGGAAGAUGGAAAAUUUGCUUUCUUUAAAGGAGACAAGUACUGGGUAUUUACUGAAUCUAAUCUGGAGUCUGGCUAUCCCAGGACUCUGAAGGAAAUGGGUACAGGUCUCCCCAGAGAUCGGAUAGAUGCAGCCUUGUACUACACUCCUACUGGACAGACCUUCUUCUUCAGAGGCAACGACUACUACCGCUUUAAUGAAGAGUCCCAAAGUGUGGAUGAGGGCUAUCCAAGAUCAACCAAUGUGUGGCAGGGAGUUCCUGACAACAUCAAGGCAGCUUUCAUGAGCAAGGACCAAGCCUACACUUACUUCUAUAAGUCCAACAAGUACUGGAAGUUCAACAACCAGAUGAUGCGCGUGGAGCCUGGAUACCCCAAAUCUGCCCUGCGAGACUGGCUGGGAUGCCCCAAUGAAGACCCCAAGACGGACGGAGGAAGAGGUGGCGGCGGACACGACAAGGACAAGGAGAGGGAGAAGGAGAAGGAGAAGGAACGGGAGGACAAGGACAGAAAUAGAGACAGAGAGAGGGAGAAGGAGACAGAGAAGACAGAGAGGACAGAGAAGACAGAGGAGGAGACAGAGGUGAUCAUUAUUGAAGUAGAUGAGGAAGGAGGGGUGAGCGGAGGAGUCGGGGCAGCGGCCGUAGUGGUGCCCCUCUUCCUGUUAGUGUGUGUGAUCGCAACGCUGGCAGCCUUGCUGUUUUUCCGUCGGUAUGGUACCCCACGCCGACUCCUGUACUGUCAACGGUCUCUACUGGACAAGGUGUAGGAGGGGAAGGAGGGAAAGGGGAGAGAGGGAGAGGGGAGUGAAAAAACGAGGAGCGAGGGAGAAAAAGUGGAAGGAAAUGUUUUAACAGAGCAGGAGAGAAAGAGGUCGAACAAGCGGAGGAGCAGAAGGAAAAGCACUAGAGUUGCCUUUAAGAAUAUUUUUUACCACUGCCAGAUUCCUUUUUGCUCUGUCAUUUCUCUCUCAACCACUCCAUCCUUCCAUUUUUUACAUUUCUUUUCUCUCCCUUCUCUCUCUCUGCUAACUGACGCCAGCUCUUUGCUGUUUGUUUUGGCCUUUUUUUCCCCAAUGUCUUACUUUUAGUUUUUGUGUCACUGCUCACCCUUCGUCUGUCUCCGUUUGUGAAACUCCUGCUUUUGAACCUGCAACCUCAUGGCGCCCAUUCUAGCAUGUUUUUUUAUUUUGUGUUAGCAAACAGCGUGUUUGAUUUGUUUGUCGUCCAACCUCUUAAACUUGCACACAAUUACAUAAUAAGACACACACACACACACACACAGAGGCUGCUGGGAACCACAGUUUCUUCGUCAUUGUGUUUGUUAAUUUUCCAGUAAAGUAGCGUGUCAGAGCCAGUAUGGACCAUAAAAGGAGAGCAAACCUGUAGAGUUCCACUCAUAGACUCAGGACAGGAAAUGGACGUGGCUGUUUGUGUCUAAAAGUGGUCAACUACAGCAGAAGUGCUCAGCUGGCCACACUGAAAUGAUGGAGAUUUUGUUCACUACUCCUCUUUAGAGUAAACUAAACAACAAUGUAUGACAAUCUAUGAAGCAUGCUUAAGUUAAAACGUGUAAGAAUUUAUGUCGUAAUAGAGUUGAAAACCUGACUAUUUACGGGGGUGUACACAACUCCCUUUAAUUCCAAGAACAUUCAGACCUUCAGACAUGCUUUAUCUUAUUUUUGUGAUAAAAGGGAUUGUACUUUUUGAAAUUCAAUAGUUUUUUUACUAUACAAGAGUUCUUCUCUGAUCAGGUGAAUGUGUUAAUUGAUUUUAUAAACUAAAUGACAAGUAGCUUCUCCAUCUAGUCUGUACAGGGUCACUUACUGACAGCCACAUCCAUUUCCCAUGUCUGGUCUAUGGACAUGAGUUACAUUCACAUCAGAGAAAAGCAACAAACACAUCUGUCCUGUCUUUUUCUAUACCAACAUGGAGUGCUGAUUAUUAGUACAAAUGAUGUUGUCAUUAUUAUUAUGACUAUUACUAUUAUUGUUGUUGUCUUCCAUGUGAAGAAUGUGUUUUUGUACAUUGUCAUUAAAAAGUCCUGCUGGACAGUGACAUACAGUUUUUAAGAGUGGCCUUAAUUUUAUAUAUGUGAGGGACAGUGAAUGGGGGAGGGGUAUCUGUAUUCUUGAAACUUGAUUGUUAUUUUUUCUUUUUUAAAAAAAAAAUCUAACAAAAAACCUUGAAUUCAUCUCAAAUGAAAUAAAUUGACGAUCUAAAAAUGACUCCUUUUUGUCAUUGUUCUUGUUUACACUUUCUUUUUUGUUUUUUCUGAACAUGGUGCUACGGUACUGAUCAGGGUUUUACCUACUUUAACAACAAUGAUAAUGAUACUAGUGGUGAUGAUGAUAAUAUUGAUAACGACCUAGUUUUUUCAAUGAGUCUGUGUGUGCUCUCACUUUUAGUUUUAAGCUUUUCGUACAAAAAUAAAAUAAUUUCAAAAGUC
Cynoglossus semilaevis (tongue sole) is the source of this 4034-nucleotide messenger RNA. It is a transcript of the gene mmp14b, whose product is annotated as matrix metallopeptidase 14b (membrane-inserted). Bases 478 to 2355 code for a protein of 625 amino acids. The record is from RefSeq and is a predicted model, not a curated record. Gene Ontology annotation, cellular component: plasma membrane; extracellular matrix. Gene Ontology annotation, biological process: zymogen activation; skeletal system development; extracellular matrix organization. Gene Ontology annotation, molecular function: zinc ion binding; metalloendopeptidase activity. The transcript is spliced from 10 exons. Lineage: Eukaryota; Metazoa; Chordata; Actinopteri; Pleuronectiformes; Cynoglossidae.